GUCAGCCAGGCUGUCAGGCGGUGAAUUGGGAUUGCCGCGGGAGGGGGGGAGGAAGGGGGGCUUAGUUGGCGGUUGGCAGCGGCUCCUCCUUAACCGCCGCCUCCUGCCUCAGAGGAAGGAGCAGCAGCGUCUCCUCCUCCAUGGCCACUGCGGCUCCCGGCGUGGCUCCCUCCGCCGCGCUGCAUGUGCUGCUGUCCGAGGAGGCCGGGCCCGGAGGCUUGGGACCCCCGCCUCCCUGAGGAAAGGGACCUGACAUGGCCGCCCAGAUUUUUUUUAAAUCAUGUCAGAAGCGACUUGAGAACAUACUGCAAGUUGCUUCUGGUGUGAGAGGAUUGGCCGUCUACAGAGACAUUGCCCAGGGGACGCCCGGAUGUGUAACCGUCCUUUUGGGAGGCUUCUCUCAUGUCCCCGCAAGCUAGAGCUGACAGACGGGAGCUCACCCCGUCUUGUGGAUUCGAACCGGCAACCUUCAGGUCAGCAACCCAACCUUCAGGUAAUACUUUGACUUUUUCUGAAUGCUGUAUCUGAGGAUUUAUUUCAAAUGAACAUCCCUGUUACUCUUAAAUUGCCUGAGAUGGCAAGUCCAGCCAUCAGCCCUGACUCUUCUUCCCAUGAAGGACUCUCUUCUGUCCACUCUAUACCUGCAUGCUCUCCUACUUCUGAUUCUGAGAACCUGAGCCCAGAUGAAUUGGAACUAUUAGCAAAGCUGGAAGAACAAAACAGGCUUCUGGAAGCAGAUUCCAAGUCACUGCGUUCCAUGAAUGGCUCACGAAGGAACAGCGGGUCCUCUUUGGUUUCCAGUUCUUCUGCCUCGUCCAAUUUGAGCCAUCUUGAGGAGGAUACCUGGAUCUUGUGGGGGAGGAUUGUCAAUGAAUGGGAAGAAUGGCGGAAAAAGAAAGAAAAAUUGCUCAGGGAGCUCAUAAGGAAAGGAAUUCCCCAUCACUUCCGAGCCAUUGUUUGGCAGCUUCUGUGCAGCGCCACCGACAUGCCUGUGAAGAAUCAGUAUUCAGAGUUGCUGAAGAUGUCUUCUCCGUGUGAAAAGCUGAUCAGGAGGGACAUUGCCAGGACGUACCCUGAGCAUGAGUUCUUUAAGGGACAGGACAGUCUGGGCCAAGAGGUCCUCUUCAAUGUCAUGAAGGCUUAUUCUCUAGUAGACCGUGAAGUUGGGUACUGCCAGGGCAGUGCAUUCAUCGUGGGAUUGCUUCUCAUGCAGAUGCCUGAAGAAGAGGCCUUCUGUGUGUUUGUACGGUUAAUGCAAGAGUACAGAUUACGAGAACUCUUUAAACCUACUAUGGCUGAAUUGGGACUCUGCAUCUAUCAGUUUGAAUAUAUGCUGCAGGAGCAACUGCCUGAACUGAAUAUCCAUUUCCGUUCCCAAAGCUUCCUUACUUCCAUGUAUGCAUCAUCUUGGUUUCUUACUCUCUUCCUUACCACCUUUCCACUACCUGUGGCCACUCGAGUGUUUGAUAUCUUCAUGUAUGAGGGACUGGAAAUAAUAUUCCGUGUAGGGAUGGCUCUUCUACAGUUCAACCAAGCUGAACUGAUGCAACUGGACAUGGAAGGGAUGUCACAGUAUUUUCAGAAGGUAAUUCCACAUCAGUUUGAUAGCUGUCCUGAUAAACUCAUCUUGAAGGCCUAUCAGAUCAAAUACAAUCCUAAGAAAAUGAAACGACUGGAGAAGGAGUACACUGCAAUCAAGAACAGAGAGAUGGAAGAGCAGAUUGAAAUCAAGAGGCUUCGUACUGAAAACCGCCUUCUGAAACAGAGAAUUGAAACCCUGGAGAAGGAGAGUGCUGCCUUGGCAGAUAGAUUGAUCCAGGGCCAAGUUACCCGAGCACAGGAAGCCGAGGAGAACUACAUCAUCAAGCGGGAGUUGGCUGUUGUGAGGCAGCAGUGCUGCUCAGCAACAGAGAACUUACAGAAAGCCCAAAGUACUAUUCGGCAGCUGCAGGAACAACAGGGAAAUCCUCGCCACUCUGAGGAAUUUGUAACUCACCUGGAAACUGAGUUGGAGCAAUCACGCCUGAGGGAAUCUGAGACUCUGAGUGCAUUGAAAGAGAUGCAGGACAAAGUGCUGGAUAUGGAGAAGAAGAACAGCUUGCUGCCUGAUGAAAACAACGUGGCACGCCUGCAGGAAGAACUGAAGGCGAUGAAGGUGCGGGAGUCUGAGGCCAUGAAGUCCUUCAGGGAACUCCAGCAGCAGGUCAAGGAACUCAAUGACAACUGGCAGGCCCAUUUGAGUCGGACAGGUGGGAGAUGGAAAGACUCACCUCGCAAGAACACCAUGAAUGAUCUCCAAGAUGAGCUGAUGAGCCUCCGUCUCCGUGAAACACAAGCUCAGGCUGAGGUCCGAGAACUGCGUCAAAGGGUGGUGGAGCUUGAAACGCAGGAUCAGAUUCACAGCAACCAUCUAAACCGGAUGGAGCAGGAGUGUGCGGGGCUGCAUGAAAAGGUACAAUACCUUACUGCCCAGAACAAGGGACUGCAGACCCAGCUAAGUGAGACCAAACGCAAGCAUGCUGAAUCUGAAUGCAAGAGCAAAGAAGAGGUGAUGGCUGCGCGCCUGCGAGAAGCUGACAGCAUGGCUGCUGUGGCAGAAAUGCGGCAACGGAUCGCUGAGCUGGAGAUCCAGAGGGAAGAAGGGAUGAUCCAGGGUCAACUAAACAAUUCUGACUCCUCCCAGUACAUCCGUGAACUGAAGGAUCAGAUUGAUGAGCUCAAGGCAGAGGUGAGCCCAAGUUGGUGCAAGAAAGAAGAGAAAUCUGUGAAUGAGCCAGGUUGUGUGGCUUCAGAUAGCUUAUUGAUCCGGCUGAUGAAGGGCCAGAAGCCUUUUGAGGACUCCAUGGGCUUUGAUGGCAUCCAUAUUGUGAGCCAUCUGGCAGUGGACGAUGACUCCCUGCAUUCCUCAGAUGAGGAGCUGCUCACCAGCCCCAUGGUGGUGGGUGCCCUGCAAGAUGUCUUGUACCCUUUGUCUCCCCAUAACACACACUUUCUACGGGGUGCUGAGAGCUCUGGCAAGGAGAGUGAUGGCACUACAGACAGUGAUCCAGAUGACCCUGCCUCUGCCACCGAGCCUAACGGCGAGAUCAUCUUUGCAGAAGCUCUGGGCAAAUGAGGGGAGAGGCUGCCACCCCACCUCCACUAGAAAGGCACUUGGUCUUCUGCCCAGCCUGUACUGAGGGGCCAGGGCCAGAGACAGACCAUGCGCGAUGCAACUGAGCAUUCCCUGUGAGUACUAUGCCCCUAUCUGGGGAUGGCACAGGGGAAAGGCAGAGCUCUACAGUUGGCCUGCAUUACCUGGACUAUCUCUAUUGACUUGAUUGUUGUCUGCACUGCCUUUUGCUCCAAGCUCUGUGGUCACUGGUAGUUGAAAUCCAAACCCACAUAUUAGCUUCAUUCACAUUUCCCCACCCCACCCUGUUGCCACAGCUUUUAAAAUUUUCGCCCACACACAGGUUUGCACAUUCAAGAACUGUGAAGGGACAACAGAACCAAGCAAGUCCACUGGUUCCAUCAAAUGCACUCCAGUAGAAUGACUCUCAGUCUCCUUCUUGCACUAGGAGAGAUGAGAGGGGCCAGUCUUCCCUUCGUUUAUAUGUGUCCCUUUCCCUACUGAUCUCCAUAAAGAAGAGAAAAUCAAAUGCCCCAACACUUGCUUGUCGUUUUCAGACCGGGGAAGGACAGGAAAGAGUGUAUGUAGAGGGUGCCUCUAAAGAGGAGAUUGCGUGCUAGAGAGAAAAUUAUAUUUUUGUUCCUGCAUAUAUUAUUUAUUUAUACUGUGUAAUUGCCAAACCUUCUCUCUUUGAGAAACCUUGGCGUAAAGCUUUAAGUUCAAUGAUCACGAGGGCUUUUCUGGAGCAGCCAGAACUGCUUCUGUAGCUAAAAACACAGCAUUUUUUCUAUUUAACUGUGCUGUGGUAAGGGAAAUGUUUUGUGUUACCUUCUGUGGCUCAUUUUGCCUGCAGCUGUAAUGCUGUUGUGCUGUAACCAUAACAGGAGAUUUAGGUGCUGUCUUACUCCCCACGAUAAACAGCAGUUCCUCAAGGAUUCCUUGCCUGGAAUUGUGUGGAAUGGUGCUGUAUUUUUCCACAACUCCAACUUUAUGGCUGUCUCUUUAAACUCUGGUCCUGGAAAAAUUCAGAUCAGUACCUGAGUUGCUUCAGGUAGGUGACAGUCCUUCAAAACACCUGGCAAAUAUAUUUUAUUUAGGAAAGAAAGCUGAGUUAGUAAGCUCCUUCCAUGAUUCACUAGGUCAGAAUAACUGGCUUAAUUUUAAAGUAUCAGAGAAUGCAAGUUGAGAAAUGCUUUUUUGUUGAUAAGCAAAGUUAGCAGGUAGAGAGAUGGGAAUUACAGGGCUGCAGAGAUUUGUGAUCCUCCCAAGAUUUUUUUUAAAUCUGUAUACCCAGACUUGUAUGUGAAGCUGUCCAUGAAGCAUACAUGAGACUCCCAGCUCCAUCUUGGUCUGCUAACAUUAAUGGGAUUUGUGUUGCAGUGGAGAAUCUGGGAGUGCUUAAUCCCUUGUCCCAGUCAAAUGGGUACUCAACUUCCCUCCAGUGCUUAUAAGGUAACCAGAAAACAGGUUUGCUAGUAUAAUAUAUAACAUUGCCCAUAAAUAUGUCACUUGCAGCAAUAACUUGCGCCCCCCCCCCCUUGUUCUUCUUCCCUGGUGUGAAGUUGGGGAGUUGAGAAGAAGAGGAAAAAGGUUUCUUUCUCAAUUACACCACUUUGUCAUCUUCCAAUAUUAUGAAAAUUGCUGGCACAAGACGAAUUGAGAGAUUUUAAUUCACUAGUCAUUCUGAAUAAAUAAUAUUUUAAAGGAACUGUCCCAUGGUCCCCAGCUCAACUGGGGAAAGUGCUAUUUUGGUGUCUGGGUUGCAGGGUGACCUCUGGCACCCAUUAUGUGUUCCUUCGUUUUACACUCUCCCUCCCUCUCAGUCCUGCCAGCUGGGGAAAAUAAGGGAGCAAGGUUUAGCAGCAUGUGUUGUUGCUAAACCGUCUCAACUAGAUAUGAUCUGCAGUUGACAUUCAUAGACCUUCUUUUCUUUCCAAGGCUCAGGGCUGCUAGUUUCACUCCACGUCCCCCUUACAUGAUGGAGCCACAGCUUAAAACCAGCAGAUCCCUUUCAUACAACAUGGUCCUUAGGGCCAUAAGCCCAGUGCUUAAGGCCAAGAUUCUGAUGCCUACUAAGCAGAAGACUAGGGCAUGACAGCUUUACAGAAAGUCACUUGGGUAUGUGUACAGUAUUGUUAUAAUCUUUUUGUUGAAGAUGGGGAGAUCUCAAAACUGUCCUGGAGAUACACAGCCUUGCAAAGUAUUAAAUAAAAGCAUGAUUGCAAAUGUUCCUGCCUGGUAAUGAAGACUAAGUAGUAUUAGGAGUGAUUCUAAUGUGGAAUCCUGCAUAUGUGGGCCCUAACAUAUGGGAAUUUGAUCCCACGAAGGUGGGAGGCAAUAUCAUUAGGCGAGCUCUAGUUAUAUAGGACCUUCUUUGCCAUAGAAUCUAUGGACUAGAUCCUGAAUGUGGAGGUUGACUGUUUCUGCUUUCGGGGAAGGAAGAGUGUUUCUUGUUAUAGACUGACUUUCCUUUCAUCCAUUAUUCAAUACUCUUUCAAACACUGUGCUGUUAUUAACAAGUAUGCCUUCUGCUUUUAUCUAAUUUCUAAAUCCUGCAACAUUAUGGAUUAACAGCAUUCUGCAUCAGGCACACAGUCCUUUCUGAAAAUGGUCUCCUUGGCAUGGGUUUACAGUAUAUUUGGUUCCUUGUGAAGGAGUAGCUCCUCGAAUUUUCCAAGUAUUCUUGUGUGUUAUCCAUACAACAAGCUAUGUUGGCUGCUCUCCCAUGCUGUUGUGAGAUUAAAAUAACAUUGGCUAAAUCACGUAGGCAAGCCUGCACCGGCCCAGUGCACCUCAUCGGUGAUCCUGAAGUUAUAAUAUUAUGUAUUUAUAUAAAUAGACCUGGGGAAAAGCUCCAGUUUGGUAUAACCUUGGAUAUUUUAAUAGAUGUAUUCUGUACAUACAUGCUACACUGUAUUGCCAAAUUCCUGUAAAUUUACUUUUGUCAUUUUUCAGUAUUCCCUAUGACAUCAGCAACAUAGUGUGUGGUCCAAACGGGUUCAGCCUGCACUCUUGCAUUGAUCUGCUCAUGUUGUUGGUCUGCUGCUGUUGCUUUUUUUUCUCUUGCUGCCUUUCCCCUCUCCCCCCACACCCCUUGCCCCCUUACUAGCAGUGGGCACAUUCGUUGUGUUGGAUGGCCUGUGAAACUGUUUGCCAGUUUGUGCAUAAUUCCUAGCUGUUAUUUGUUUAUGUAGUGCUACUUGAACACAUGCUGCCUCCAGGAUUCCAAGCUGGGAAGAGCUUUAAUCAGAACUGUUUCUCAUUCUGAAGUGGCCCCUUUGGAGUUCCCAGGAGUAAAUGGGAAAAAACCAGCCUCAUUUAGACAGAAAUCCCAAAUCCAAUCCUUAGUCUGUUUUGGUCAGGAUUCCAGGUGCUUGUUUUCAACGUGAAAGUCAUUUAGUUUUGAAUUAAUGAGUUUGGCUUCUUCUGGCAACAUCUGUAUGAAGUAGAGCUUGUAACAUUUGACCUCUCCUAUUAUACUCUACUGCAGUUAUUGAUUCCCAUUAUUAACAUUUUGUCACAGCAUUUGAAACUAUGGCUAUAAAACAGUGUGAUGUAUUAUGAUUGGUGGUUGCCACAAACCCCAGCUAUGUCACUGCUUCUAUAAGUGCAGUGUUGGCAGACCACCAAAUUGGCAUAUGUGUGUAUUCACCCCAAGGACUCUGAUUUUUGCUGCUUUCCAGCAGAGAAUAUUUGUUUAUAUUUUUUUGAGCACUGGCUGAAUGACAUAAAACCAUGUGGUAAAAAUCUGGAUAAUAUGCAAUAAAACUUUAAAACACAAAUUUAUUCCUAAUUGAAAUCUAAUCAAUUCCUCCCAAACAUAGUAGUAAAGGUAUCAAAAGACUGAAUGGGAGACUGCAAUUGUCAUUCUGCUGCUAAAGAGCAUAAGACAUUCAUCUGAUUCAAGAUGGCAUUUUCAGUUCUCUCCUGCUGUGUUUGGCUAAAUAGUAGUCGGUGAGAAUGCCCAGGGAACUGAACAACUGCAAGCAUGCCGUAGUGAGGCUGAUUUAUUCUCUCAUGGUUUUUGACAGAUAAUCUGUUCAUGUGGAGAUAACAUCCAAAUGAUAUUCUCAAAAUUCUAUUAAGUCCAAGGACUUGCUUUAGUUGUAAUCAUUGACUAAAUUGGUAACCCCCUGGAAUGGAGUUACCAUAUUUACUCGAUUCUAAGGCUCACCUUUUUGACUAAAUUACCUUCCCAAAAUUAGGGUGCACAUUAGAUUCACAUAAUAUGGUAAAUACUUUUUGGGUUUCAGGAUUUUGAAAAUGGAGGUGCGCAUUAGAUUUGAUGGUACAUUUGACUCAAGUAAAUAUAGGUACAGUAGAAUCUCACUUAUCCAACAUAAACAGGCCAACAGAAUGUUGGAUAAGUGAAAAUGUUGGAUAAUAAGGAGGAAUUAAGGGAAAGCCUAUUAAACAUCAAAAUACAUUAUGAUUUUACAAAUUAAGCACCAAAACAUCAUGUUUUACAACAAAUCGACAGAAAAAGCAGUUCAGUACAUGGUAGCGUUAUGUAGGAAUUGCUGUAUUUACAAAUUUAGCACCAAAAUUUCACAAUGUAUUGAAAAAUUGACUACAAAAACACUGACUACUAAGAGGCAAACUGUGUUGGAUAAUACAGAAUGUUGGAUAAGUGAGACUCUGCUGUAUAUUUUUUGUCUAAUAUUUGCCCUCUGAAUGACCAUAAUUCCAUUGCUAUUUCCAUGUAGAAUGGGGCUCCCCAAUAUGUUGACUUAUCACAAGAUUUAAUUCUUGUGUUGCUUCUGUAUGGAUUUUGAAUGCUGUUUUCCAGAACUAGUUCCAUAGGUCUCCUCUCCUUUAGGCUAAUCAAGAUUCAAGCCAAUGUCUGCAUUCUGCAUAUUAUCUACACAAAGCUUGUGCCUUGCCAUGCAUGGCUGGGGCCAGCCUGUCUGGUUCCAUGCGACUUCCUGGGCAUUAUUAUUUUUGAUCUGUAUCAUGAGGACAGUUUUCUGCCUAGCUAGAAUCCCAUUUUAGCAGGCAUUUCUCUGAACUGUCAUGUCAAAACGUCUGUCAUCCUUCUCUGCUGUCCCCCCCUUUUAUUAUUUUAAGCAUGAUUCUUGGCACAAAGUAUUAUGAAGGACUGUGUACAUUCUUUUCUUAGACAUAAUGGCUUUUGUGAGCUUUUUUCCCAUGCAUUUCCCUUUGCAGCUACUCCUGAGUAUUUCCAACUGAAGGUGCCAAAUACUUUAGCCUAUUCAGUACUCUGCAGUAUUGGACAACAAAUGUAUCCAGGAAGACUGGAGCCAGGUGAGAGAGGCAGGGAAAUGUACCUCCCCAUUCAGACAUCUCUGGUGCCUAUCUGUAUCUGCCCAACUGUGGAUUUGCACAGACCCCCCCCCCCUUUUUUUUUCUUUUUUCUUUUUUUUUACCGUUUUGGGCUACUCAUGUGGCCUUCCAGUAUUCCCAAUAGCACUGGGUUAUCAGACCCUCUCUAUGCUCCAUGGCAGGCUGCCCAUUUAUACCAGGGAAAGAAAGUAGGCUGGAACAGCCAUUUAUAUGUGACCCCAAUCUUAGGUAGGAUAGGGUGGAGAAGAUGCUAGUGUGUGACUUUGAGAGCUGCGGACAUGGUUCAACUUGCACUUUAAUAGUACUACUUUCCCUUCCUCAUAGAGGGAAAUUAAUGUGGUGUUCAUGUUUAUGCCAGCAUUAUCAAUGCACCCUCUAUUAUUCUGGCUUUGACACUGGGCUUCAAGUCAUUGCCUAGCUUGAACACAGCCUUCUCAUGUGCCACAAUAUCUCUUUCUGUAUAAGCAGGAGAGACUGUAUUUACUACUGUGAAUAACUUUGGGUGACACUCUGUUAAUGACACUAGUCCAGACCAUGCCAACCCCCUGACAUAGGAUGUAAAGAUAUCAUCUGCCAAGAGACAGAGUAGAAUAGGAACCAUAACAAACUGAGCUGUAUUCCUCAAGCUGUUGUUUUUAGUCUUCCGUAAAAUCAGUAAUGGUGAACACAGACCUUCAUGUUUUAAAACCAGAUGAUGUCACUUCAGAGUACUACUACUAUUCACCCCAUAACUCAUCAUUUCUGUUCUGAAGGGAACUUAGAAAAACUGUUCAUGCCUUGCUAAGUCUGACCCAGGGCAUGGCUGGCUUUGGUUGGCACUGGUCAAUUGGCACUUUUGAAACACACUUUUGUCCCUAUGAAUCUGUUUACAAUAAAAACAUUUGUUUACUGUUGGAAGGGUAUGUAUUACAUAAAAACAAUUGCCACUUUUAAAAAAUAACAGGCUGCCUGGUGCAUGAAAUGUAUGAUAAAUAAGAGAAUGAGAUCGGCUUCCUUAGGAAACAAAUCUCUCCUCCAGCAUUAUUAAAGUUGUUGCCGUGAACAGGCGGUAAAUAACAUCAGUUGCAAAACCAAGUGAAAAUAGCACUGUGGGUUACUUACUCUAAGACUCUGCUGCUGGUCUUUCCCUAAUGCUGCUAUCCCUGCCUUUUAAAUAAUCUUUUCACUAUUAAAAAGGUUGGUGUGCUUUUAAAAAAAGCAUCAUGAUGAUUGGGGGGAGGGAGUGGAAACCUGAUCUUUGUGGAAGUUAGAAGGGUGAUCUUGCUUAUGAUUUGCUCCAGCAAAGGCAUUGAAGGCAUGCACUGUUGGGAUGCUGUUGCUUCUCACUCUUCCUGUAGGCUGAGACUGUAAUGAUGGGAAGGAGAUGUUGGUAGUAACGACAUUGAACAGGAAUGCCAUUGCAAUUAGGGGCUUGAGGAAGAAGGGGGUACAAUUGGGAACAGGUUAGUGGUUUAAGGGAAGGAAAAAUGAAUUCGGACUGUAGAACAGAUGGGUUUUGUUUAGACAGAGGUAGACAACAGUAUUUCAUUCUACAUUCUUUUUCAGUUUGAGUUGAGAAUAUAUCUAGAAUUAAGUGUUCUCUAACUGCAAGAAUGCCAAAUUAAAGUUCAGUUAUUCAUCUUAGGGCAAAAGAAGCCUCCCUCUCUGGGAUAGUAGGCACAUUCAUGCAUACCAGUGGUUCUCAACCUGGGGUCCCCAGAUGUUUUUGGCCUACAACUCCCAAAAAUCCCAGCCAGUUUACCACCUGUUAGGAUUUCUGGGAAUUGAAGGCCAAAAACAUCUGGGGACCCCAGGCUGAGAACUGUUCAACAAGUUGGCACCAAUAGAGGCCAGAGGUGCAACCAAGCGUUGUGCCAGAUUUAUUUCACCAUGUCAGCUAGCUCCACUGUUCUUGAGUGGUCUGUGAUUUUGAGGUGAACUUUAGGAACCAUCACCCCAACAGUAAAAAUCCUGCAUACUUUUAUAUGCACAAUGUUUAUAUGACAGCAUGCCUGGAAAUCCCAAAGCAAGAAUAUGGCCAUGUGCAUUUAAAAGUAUAAAGGAUUUUUUACUGUUGGGGUGAUGGUUCCUGAAGUUCAUCUCAAAAUCACAGACCACUUUAGAACAGUGGAAUUAGCUGUCAUAAUUAGUGAAACAAAUCUGCCACAACUCUUGGUUGCACCUCUGGCCUCUAUUGGUGACAACUUGUGGAGCAGGAUGCAUGAUAGGAUAUAAGAUUUGGAGGAUCAGGGUGGAGGAGAAUAUGCCGAAUUUGGCCUCUGUGGCAGAGCUAAUGCCUUUGCUGAGACCCUUCCCUCUGCUACGGCCUCUCCUGGCAGAAGUGGACCUAUUCAUAUUUCAUCUUUGUAUAUUAGUGUAUCCCAUAGUCCGUGCAGCUAAACCACUCACUGCUAAUAAACAGCCAGCUGCUUCUGGAAAAACAUGCAGGUUACAGUGUGUUUGCUUUCCAGGUUGAUACCUUGAUCUCCUCACUGCCCCAAGUGUUCCUGAAAUCAUAUAUUUUCGGUGUACCAGUGCCCUUCUCUGCUCCUCAGAAUAGUAAGUUCCAGUUUUUCUAGCCAAUGGCCAUUUUAAAACAAAUACUGUUGUACAAAAUAUCUGUAAUUUCCAAAAUCAAAAUAAACUAUUUACACUGUC
Anolis carolinensis (green anole) is the source of this 11053-nucleotide messenger RNA. RefSeq names its product ecotropic viral integration site 5 like (gene evi5l). The record is from RefSeq and is a predicted model, not a curated record. The coding region runs from base 542 to 3115 and encodes 857 amino acids. Lineage: Eukaryota; Metazoa; Chordata; Lepidosauria; Squamata; Anolidae. The transcript has 21 exons.